UGCCGGGUGGUAUGAGCUGUGUUUGGCAGGCAUUUCACCUCCUCUUCGCUCUUCCCUACAUAUACUCCCACCGAAAACCCAAUCUACUCACUUGCAAUCUCAUUCUCUUCAUUCUCCCUCUCUUUCCCAACGACCCAAAUGCCCAUUUUCCUCUUGCAAGACAUCAGUCCUUGAUAUUUACGCCCAUCUCAUCCCAGCCAUUGAAUCAAGCGAUCCCUCUUUCCCAUUUAUAAAUCCGCUAAACGUACCUCUCUUUCAAACCCCAUUUGUUUUUUCCGACCAUAUGUGCCAAAAUCCAAUCUAGAGUUCUUGGUUUUGUGAAACUGGGUAAGUCUACUUCCAUUAUUCCUUAAAAAUACCUUGAUAAAAGCCUUGCAAGCAUGUAAUUCCCGUUUUCCAAACAUACCCAAAUCCCAAAAAAAAAAAAAAAAAAAAAAAUUCAUUUUUUCAGUCCCUUUUAAAAACCAUUUGGAGGUCACAGACUCUUCUCAUUUAUCUUGGUUAAGCUGGCCUUUCUUCUUCCCAUUCCUUAGAAAAAACAUUUAUAAAAUCCAUCAAAUCAUGUAAUUUUGAUCUAUUUUCCCCUACCCCACCAAAAAAAAAAAAAAAAUCUAGUCCUCUUCUUCACGUGUAAUUGACACAUAAAUAUCUGGUCUAGUGGUAUAAAUCUGCCCAAAAUUCAUAUCCUGUAGUACCACUUUUGCAAAAACCUUCAGAUCAUGUAAUAGUCUACUUCUCUUGUUGCCCCCCCCCCCCCCCAAAAAAAAAAAAAAAAAAAAUCUAUUUUUCUUGUUUCGAUUUUAUUACGAGAAUGCCGGAAUCUGAGAACGGUACGCCGAAUGUAUCGGCCCCUGCUACGCCCGGCACGCCCGGCGCGCCGCUGUUUAACCCGCUCCGAGUCGACUCGCUAUCGUACGACCGGAAGUCGAUGCCCCACUGCAACAAGUGCUUCUCUGUCGACUCGUGGGUCCCAUCUCACACGUGCUUCACCGACUUACCCAGGCCCAACGUCUCCCUCACCAGGAAGCUGGGAGCUGAAUUCGUGGGGACUUUCAUCCUGAUAUUCUUUGCAACGGCUGCACCCAUUGUAAACCAAAAAUACAACGGUGCAGAGACGCUGAUCGGGAAUGCAGGAUCGGCAGGGUUGGCUGUGAUGAUCGUGAUCCUAUCAACGGGCCACAUCUCUGGGGCCCACCUCAACCCAUCUGUCACCAUCGCAUUCGCGGCGUUCCGUCACUUCCCGUGGGUACAGGUGCCCGCGUACAUCGCAGCACAGGUGUCGGCAUCCGUAUGCGCGGGAUUCGCACUCAAGGGCAUAUUCCAUCCGUUCAUGUCUGGUGGGGUUACGGUGCCAUCGAUCAGCACGCCCCAGGCGUUCAUGCUCGAGUUUGUUAUCUCUUUCAAUCUCAUGUUCGUCGUCACCGCCGUCGCGACGGACACUCGCGCGGUGGGAGAGUUGGCAGGAAUAGCCGUGGGAGCAACCGUUAUGCUUAACAUUCUGAUAGCCGGGCCAGGAACCGGUGGUUCCAUGAACCCAGUACGGACGCUGGGUCCCGCCGUCGCAGCCGAUAACUACAAGAUGAUCUGGAUUUACAUGCUGGCCCCCAUCGCCGGGGCGGUCACGGGCGCUUCUGUCUACACGGCCGUGAAACUCAAUGCCGAGGAGGAGGAACCACCACGCCCCGUCAGGAGCUUCCGUCGCUAACUCUACCGUCCAACUCCCAUCUAUUCUGGGCCCCACCUCUCCAUCACAUCGCUCCUUACUUUAUAGAACAAAUACUAUUUAUAUAAUGGUCCAGUAAAAGGCGGAACGACUUUAGGAGGUGACGCAAAGUCCACGAUUUCUGUAUGGAAAGAAAUUUAUAUUUAAAAAAAAAAAAAAAAAACCGUGAAUGCGCUGGGAAUUAUAAUCAUGCAUGCAUGUUCACACACAUACAUGUUGUUGGUGUGAUCUCAAGCGAAUCGUUUGUGUGGUUUGUGAGGUUUGUGUGGAUUUGGAAUAAAGCGAUUAUAUGCAGACAAUGCAAUCGCUUGCUUUUGUAUAAUAAAAAAUGUGUAAUCUGACGUUGGAUUUCUUAUAUUAUUAUAUUGUUGCGUGUAAA
Molecule: messenger RNA, 2102 nt
Organism: Magnolia sinica
Lineage: Eukaryota; Viridiplantae; Streptophyta; Magnoliopsida; Magnoliales; Magnoliaceae
Product: probable aquaporin NIP5-1
Exons: 4
Coding region: 812-1705 (297 amino acids)
Biological process (GO): transmembrane transport
Cellular component (GO): membrane
Molecular function (GO): channel activity
Source: RefSeq, a predicted model, not a curated record